This is a messenger RNA of Helianthus annuus (common sunflower), 1114 nucleotides long. Its product is annotated as rac-like GTP-binding protein ARAC7. The record is from RefSeq and is a predicted model, not a curated record. The coding region runs from base 212 to 841 and encodes 209 amino acids. Gene Ontology annotation, molecular function: protein kinase binding; GTPase activity; GTP binding. The transcript is spliced from 8 exons. Gene Ontology annotation, biological process: actin filament organization; small GTPase-mediated signal transduction; regulation of cell shape. Gene Ontology annotation, cellular component: cytoskeleton; cell cortex; cell projection. NCBI's taxonomy places the organism in Eukaryota, Viridiplantae, Streptophyta, Magnoliopsida, Asterales, Asteraceae.
GAAACCCACCCAAACCCCCCACCCCUGUUGCCAGUAAACACCCAUUUAUCAUAUCAGUGUCUUCUUCUGCACAACACAAACCUCACACACUCUCUCUCCUCUUUGAAGCUUCUUCUUCUUCACUCUUUUACCUCUUCAAAACAAUUUUAAGGGAUAUUUUUCAUAAUAUUAUUAUUAGUGCAAGAAGUGGCUAAAGAUCAAGAACACAAGAAUGAGUGUUUCAAAGUUCAUAAAAUGUGUAACUGUUGGUGAUGGUGCUGUUGGAAAGACUUGUAUGCUCAUUUGUUAUACCAGCAACAAGUUUCCUACUGAUUAUAUACCUACAGUUUUUGACAAUUUCAGUGCUAAUGUGGCUGUGGAUGGAAACAUUGUUAACUUGGGAUUAUGGGAUACUGCUGGUCAGGAAGAUUAUAGCAGAUUAAGACCACUAAGCUACAGAGGUGCAGACAUAUUUGUGUUAGCUUUCUCUUUAAUCAGUAGGGCAAGCUAUGAAAAUGUUUUAAAAAAGUGGAUGCCUGAACUUCGACGAUUUGCACCAAAUGUUCCGGUAGUACUUGUUGGGACAAAACUAGAUCUUCGUGACGACAAGGGAUAUUUAGCCGAUCAUAUGGGUUCUAAUGUUAUCACAUCCGCCCAGGGUGAGGAACUGAGGAAACAAAUUGGUGCAGCUGCUUAUAUUGAAUGCAGCUCAAAAACUCAACAGAAUGUGAAAGCGGUUUUUGAUACGGCCAUUAAGGUUGUUCUUCAACCUCCAAGGCGGAAGGAAGUUAUGAGACAGACAAGGCGUAAAAGCUCCGGUUGCUCAAUCAUAGGCAUUAUGUGUGGCGGUUGGGCUGCUUAAUGGUUUCGGCGCGUAGGAGCUUUUGAAGUUGGUUUGUCAAUUUUCUGGUUGCCAGUUUUAUUUUCAAGGAUUUGUGUGUGAAUGUUGUUAGCUGAAGUUGAUAAUAGUUUGAUGAUUUGGUGUUUUUGCUUCUGGCUGGUUGGUUUGAGUUGUGUAUGAAUGUAUGUAAAACCGUGGUGGUGUAUGUUUCUGAUGGUGGUGUAUUGCGGGCCUGAGCGUCACCUGCCGCUGCCGCCACAAAUGAUCACCAUUGUUGACCAAAGAUUUUGCCAA